Molecule: messenger RNA, 1775 nt
Organism: Diceros bicornis minor
Lineage: Eukaryota; Metazoa; Chordata; Mammalia; Perissodactyla; Rhinocerotidae
Gene: DYTN
Product: dystrotelin
Exons: 12
Biological process (GO): synaptic signaling
Cellular component (GO): plasma membrane
Molecular function (GO): zinc ion binding
Source: RefSeq, a predicted model, not a curated record
AAGGACCUGCUUGCCAUCUGCCAUUCUAAGAAAUUCCCGAAAUGGACCCAGGUAAACAAGAUGCCCUGCAUAGGAUUGAGAAUUCCAUUUACAGAACAGCCUUCAAAUUACGAUCAGUGCAAACUCUGUGCCACUUGGACUUGAUUGACAGUUCCCUGAUUCAGCAUGUCCUACUACGUCAAUGUUUCUGGGAAGCAAGAGAGAGUCCCCUCUCCGUGCAGCAGCUUCUUCAGACCCUCCAGGAGCUGUUUCAGAGAGUCAGGGUGGCAAACCCAGGGCAGGUGCAUCCCAGAGCUUCGGUGCUCACCCUGAGCCUUCUCACAGCGAUGUACGACAGCACAGGAACGGGCUUUCUCAAGCUUGCCCCUGCAGCUGCUGCCCUGAUUGCCCUCUCCGGGGACAGCCCGCUUACAAAAUACAGAGCUCUUUUUCAGCUCUAUGCAGAAAAGUACAAGGAAGGUUAUGAUUCUGAGGCACACAUGACACGAAUGGUUUUGAGAAACCUACUAACAGAUCUGCAGCAGAUCCCAACUGUAGUGGGGGAGAGCCGUGCUCCGUGCUCUGUGGAAAGCGCUGUACGAAGCUGUUUCCAAGGGGUGUUGAGCCCAGCAGUCAAAGAAGAGAAAUUCCUGUCCUGGUUACAGUCUGAGCCUCCCAUCCUCCUGUGGCUCCCGACCUGCUACCGAUUGUCAGCCACCGAGCUGGUCACUCACCCUGCUCGGUGCAGCAUCUGCGGGAGCUUCCCCAUCGCGGGACUGAGAUACCGCUGUCUGAAGUGUCUCGACUUUGACGUCUGCCAGGUGUGUUUCUUAUCUGGUCUUCACAGCAAGGCCCACUAGAAGUCUCAGCCCGUGACGGAGUCCUGCGUCCAGGUGUCAGCAAAGGAGAACACAAAACUCCUCCUCGGGGCCCUCAGAAGCAACCUGCUCCAAGGACGCCGUGGGAAGCGGUGGCUGCUGGACCAAGUGAAGCCCGAGGGCGUGGCUGACCGUGCCCGGGCCGGGCUCCUUAAAAAACGGUUACAACGACCCAAGGACAAGUUGCGAGCCAUAUAUGCCUCCCAGGAAGAAAAAAGUUGCAGAUUUGAAACAAAGAUUCACGAACUCACAAUGAACCAGGAUAGUCUGUGGACCACGCUACAGCAGAUGGGACAGGAUCUGCAGGCAAUAUUGCAGCCACUACAUCCUUCGUCUUCUGCCUGUCAAAAUACGGUUUCCAAGGGUGACCAUGGAAAGGGUGAAAGGUUUUGGAGGGGAAGAGAUUCUUCCCAGAUCAAGAAUGCCACUGAGGAUGGUUCAGAAAAGGAAGCUCUUCCUACCCACACCGUGACUGACAAAAGUCACGGAAGUCAAGCAAACACAGAGCAUGCUCCACCAAAUGCAGACUCGCCACAGACUGUUUUGCAGGCGAGGUCAAUGCGAAGCCCCAGGGCACAAAUCCAAGCACAAAAGACCUCGAAGGAAAUCUUCAGCUCCCUACCCAGUUCCCAGGAAGGACUUCUACUGGACACCCCCCAAAUUGCUCCUGCUGAAAUGAACCAUCCUGCUCUGGCACCUGUGGAAAAUAAAGAGACAGUUAACACCCAGGAGGGAAAGCAUGAGCUCGAGGAAGAGGAGCUGCAAGGAUUGUUGUCAAAACUCACAGAUGCCUUCACUCUAGAAACGGCAUCAGACCCGCAGUCUUCAGGAAACACGGAGCUGUAUCGUGGAGCUGAGCACGUCCGCAGGAGCUUCUCUGCCCUUCUGGAUCACAUCACCUUGCCCAACGUGAAGUGA